Molecule: messenger RNA, 1224 nt
Organism: Camellia sinensis
Lineage: Eukaryota; Viridiplantae; Streptophyta; Magnoliopsida; Ericales; Theaceae
Source: RefSeq, a predicted model, not a curated record
GUGAUGAUAAAAGUCCAUCGCAAACUAUGCCGUGUUAAAACGACGUCGUUUUAUUUGCUCAUAUUUAUCAUUUGCGACGGUUUAAAUAUGCUGUCGCAAAAAGUGAAAAUUCCCUCACCCGCUCAUUUAUCCCAUUCGCGGUGAAAUUUUCCCCUAAAUCCCUAAAAUACUUUUGAAAGCAAAAUCCCCCAAAUCCCUAAAACUUUUGAAACCAAAAUCCCCAAAAUCCCGACCUCUGGGUUCCAGCAUUCAGCAUUGCUAGUGACGGUGAACGACGAUGAGGGUAGACGAGGGUGAACGACAACGAGCAACGAGUGGCGGCUAGCAGCGAGGGUGAAUGACGACGAGGGUGGACGAGGGUGAACGACGACGAGCAGCAGCGAGUGAUGGCCUUCGCAAACCCUUCCACUCUCAACUCCCUCCUGGGUAUAACCUCCAGAAGACUCAGGCCGUUCCAUAGGGGCGAAUGGCUACGGGAUGAGCUUCCUAACUUCAACAAGAAGGUAUGCAACAUCAAGUGCACGCUCUGAUGGUCUUCUUCUGCUCUGUGGAAGGAGGGAUGCUAAUAGUGUGCCAUUGGCAAGUGCAUAUGGACUUGCGAAACAUAGAGAUGGUCGGUGGGAAUGGGCAAUUGCUCCUGGUGUCUCACCAUCUCCUAGAUAUCAACAUGCUGCAGUUUUUGUUAAUGCGCGGCUCCAUGUUUCUGGAGGUGCACUUGGUGGUGGACUUAUGGUGGAGGACUCAUCAAGUGUUGCAGUCCUGGAUAUUGCAGCAAGAGUCUGGUGCGAUACAAAAUCUGUUGUUACUACUCCCAGGACAGGCAGAUACAGUGCUGAUGCUGCUGGUGGAGAUGCUGAAGUUGAGCUGACGAGACGCUGUAGGCAUGCCACUGCUGCUAUGGGUGACCUGAUAUUUAUCUAUGGUGGUCUACGUGGUGGUAAGACAUGAACAUGUGAUGGAACUUCAAUUUGUUGCAUUUUGUUUUAGAUUUCAAGCUGGCAAGUACUUUCUAGCAUCUGAUAUGGUUUUGCAUUCUGAUACCCCAGCAUACUAUGGUGGAUCUGUUCUAAUUCACAUUGUCCCAGCACAAUAUUCAUCUAUCCUGAUUUGCACGUAGUAAAGUGAUAUAGCCUUUCAAAGUGCUUGAAGUUGUUGUCUAUGAUGCUCAAUUGAUGGCUCAUCCUUCUUUCGAAAAAUGUUAUAUUUGAUCAUAGUUGUUAAAUA